CAUCUUUCCCCGAAUACAUCAAUGACUGAAAGGUUAAGGACCAAAAUCAGAAGACCAUGACAAUGUUUAUGCGUGUGUGUCAAAGAUCUGUAGCUAUAGACGGCUGCCUUCAUCUUCGGCGGGCAUUUCGAAAGUGUACGUGUUUCUUUGGACCAUUGUCGCGGUAUGUAAACAGCGCCAGUGGAACACACAGUGUUUCAGAUGGAGAUGUGAUAUACCAAACCUUCAAAAAUGAAGAUGGAAAUGUUUCUGUAGCAAAGUUCAUAGCUGCUCUGAAAGAAGCUGGUUUUAGAGUCAAGGAUCGAAGGCUACAAGAAACAAUGGCAAACUUUGCACAGUAUUUACAACAAGAAAAUUUUGAAGGAUUUGUGGAUGAGACAACAUUCAGAAGAUCAAUCAAAAAGAAUAUUGUCCUAAUAGAGAAAGCACUUCGGGGAGAUUUUGUGAUUCCAGAAUUUAGUCAGUUUACAAAACGUAUCGAGGAAAUAUAUCACAAAUGUAAACCAAACAGUGGAGGAAAGGUUGCUGACUAUAUCCCACAGUUGGCAAAGUUUGAUCCUAACCUCUGGGGCGUGGCUGUUUGUUCAGUUGAUGGGCAGAGAUUUUCAAUUGGAGAUGACAAAGAACACUUUUGUCUUCAGUCAGUAUCCAAAUGUCUUCACUAUCCAAUAGUUUUGGAGGACUUAACAGCAGAAGUGGUGCACAGAUAUGUAGGACGAGAACCCAGUGGUCAAACAUUUAACUAUUUACACCUGAAUAGCCAAGACCGACCCCAUAAUCCAAUGUUGAAUUCUGGUGCUCUUGUUUUGUGUGCACUUCAAAAGCCUGAAUGGCCAUUGGCAGACAGAUGUGAAUAUGUUCAGGAAAAAUUUAAACAUAUAGCUGGUGGGGAAUACAUUGGAUUUAGUAAUGCUACCUUUUUAUCUGAGCGUGAAACUGCUGACAAAAACUAUGCUCUGGGAUACUACAUGAAUGCUCACAAGGCUUUUCCACCUAACACAAAUCUGAUGGAUACUUUUGAACUUUACUUUCAUACUUGCUCCACAGAAACAAACUGUGAUGCUGGUAGUGUUAUGGCAGCAACCCUGGCAAAUGGAGGAAUUUGUCCUUUGACUGGUGAAAAAGUAUUCAGCUCACAGACUGUACAACAUACGCUGUCUCUCAUGCUUUCUUGUGGACUGUAUGAUUACUCUGGACAAUUUGCCUUUCAUGUAGGCUUGCCAGCCAAGUCAGGUGUAAGUGGUGCAGUCUUGAUAGUUGUGCCUAAAGUUUGUGGUAUGAUGGUCUGGUCGCCACCACUGGAUGAUCUAGGUAACAGUGUCAGAGGAAUGCAGUUUUGUAAGGAACUUGUCAGCUUGUUCGAUUUCCAUAACUAUGACCUGAAGGGUGCUUCAUCAGGUAGAAAACUGGACCCUCGCAGAAGAAAGGCUGAAGUACAGGGAGAAAAAGUUGUUUCUCUUCUUUAUGCUGCAAGUUAUGGAGAUGUAACAGCCUUAAGGAGAUAUUAUCUGUCAGGCACAGACAUGACUAUGCAAAACUACGAUGGAAGGACAGCUUUACAUGUUGCCGCUGCUCAAGGCCAUCAGGAGGUCAUCAAAUUUCUUCUAGAGAAAUGUGAGGUUCCAGUUGAUCCAAAAGAUAGGUGGGGAUUUUCACCACUUGACGAAGCAGUGCGAUUUGACCAUCAGGCCUGUGUGGACCUGAUAAAACACCAUCUUCAGUUACAAGGAAAAACUAUUCAGUAAUUGGUAGAGCCUUGUGAUACAUGAAGUUGACCAAAAGGAUCAAUUCCUAGGUAUAAAAUAUGAGUUUAAAAACCAUUUUAUUUGUAAAAUUUGAAGUGACCUCACUGAAAUGAUAUACUGCAUUCCUAAAAUAAGCACUUAUGUUCUCUAAUAAGGGCCUUCCCCCAAAAAGCACCUUCCCAUGAAUAAGUGCCCACCCCCUAAGGUCAUAUUUAUCAAACAAGUGCCUCACUCCUCCUCCCUUUCUCAAAUAGCAGGGAUGAAAGGCAAACUUGUUUCUAUUUCCACCUUGUUUAUAAAUUUUCAAGCUUCAGUACAGAAUAAUAAUUGAUUAAUAAGCACCCUCCUCAAUUGGGGGCAUCCUCCUUCCAAUAAGUGCUCCUCCCCUAGGCUGAAAUUUUAAAUAAGGGCCUGAGUGCUUAUUCACAAAUUACGGUGUGCACCAAAAUGCGUGCAGCAAUGCAUUAUAGAGAACAGUUACUGGUAACUAAGUUAUUUUAUUUAUCAUUCAAAGUUUUAAAUAUCAACAAACAAUGUAAGGUUAAAGGUACUAGUGUGAAAAAAGGAAAGUUCCUUAAUGCAAGUGUGUUGCAAAAAGCAGGUAUUAUAUCCAAGUAAGGAUAAUUAUAUAUUUUUGAGAAAUUUGCUUGAAACUACAGAAUACCAAAUCUUAGCCAGUUUUAUCCCAAAGGGAACUUAUUUUUUUAAAAUGGAACUGGGUCUCACGCUUAUUACAAACUUAUCAUAAUUGACAACUUUCAAAGACAAUGAAA
Pocillopora verrucosa is the source of this 2518-nucleotide messenger RNA. RefSeq names its product glutaminase kidney isoform, mitochondrial-like. The record is from RefSeq and is a predicted model, not a curated record. Lineage: Eukaryota; Metazoa; Cnidaria; Anthozoa; Scleractinia; Pocilloporidae. Gene Ontology annotation, biological process: L-glutamine catabolic process. Gene Ontology annotation, molecular function: protein binding; glutaminase activity.